UCGGGCCGCCCGCCCCCUAGUCUUGCUCGCGCCUCCGCCGCCACCGCACCAUGCACUGGAGUAGCCGCUAGCCGGGCCAGCCGGCGCACCCCGUCCGGGAUGGGGCUGCAGGGCUCGUGACUUCUUAUUCGUCCCCCCGGGGCCAUCAGCCUCCCGAUCGAGCAUGGAACCGCCAGCGGGCGGGAGCAGCGCUGGCCCCCCGGAGUCGCUUGUCCCCGGCCCCGCGGCCACCCCUGGCCCUGGCCCCAUCACGGCCAGCGCUGGCCCCGCUGCUGCUGCCGCCGCUACUGCGGCGGCUGCUCGGGACUCGGAGCGCCAGUUGCGGCUCCGUCUCUGCGUUCUCAACGAGAUUCUGGGCACUGAGCGGGACUACGUGGGCACCUUGCGCUUCUUGCAAUCGGCUUUUUUGCAUCGCAUCCGACAGAAUGUGGCCGAUUCAGCGGACAAGUGUAUUACGGAGGAGAAUGUCAAGAUUCUCUUUUCCAACAUUGAAGACAUCCUGGAGGUUCAUAAGGAAUUCUUGAAUGCCUUGGAGUUUUGUUUACAACCUGAGCCUCAGUCUCAGCACGAACUUGGAAAUGUUUUCUUAAAAUUUAAGGACAAAUUCUGUGUGUAUGAAGAAUAUUGCAGCAAUCAUGAGAAGGCUUUGAGGCUUUUGAUGGAACUGAACAAGAUACCCGCCAUCCGAGCCUUCCUUUUGAGUUGUAUGCUUUUAGGUGGCCGAAAGACAACAGACAUCCCCUUGGAAGGCUACCUGCUGACUCCAAUCCAGAGGAUUUGCAAGUACCCUCUGCUCCUCAAGGAACUGGCAAAGAGGACUCCAGGAAAGCACCCUGACCAUCCUGCGGUCCAGAGCGCCUUGCAAGCCAUGAAGACCGUCUGCACCAAUAUCAAUGAGACCAAGAGGCAGAUGGAAAAACUGGAGGCUCUGGAACAACUGCAGUCCCACAUUGAAGGAUGGGAGGGCUCUAAUCUCACAGAUAUCUGCACCCAACUCCUCCUUCAGGGAACCUUGUUAAAAAUCUCUGCUGGCAACAUCCAGGAGCGAUCCUUUUUCCUGUUUGACAACCUUCUGGUCUACUGUAAGAGGAAAUCCAGGGUCACAGGGGGAAAGAAGUCAGCCAAGAGGACCAAGUCCAUCAAUGGAUCCCUCUAUAUCUUCAGAGGUCGAAUCAACACAGAAGUCAUGGAGGUGGAGAAUGUGGAAGAUGGCACAGCGGAUUACCACAGUAAUGGCUACACUGUCACAAAUGGCUGGAAGAUCCAUAACACUGCCAAAAACAAAUGGUUUGUUUGUAUGGCAAAAACUGCAGAGGACAAACAGAAAUGGUUAGAUGCCAUCAUCAAGGAGCGUGAGCAGAGAGAAAGUCUCAAGCUCGGCAUGGAGAGGGAUGCCUACGUCAUGAUUGCUGAGAAGGGAGAGAAGCUCUACCAUAUGAUGAUGAGUAAGAAGGUUAAUCUCAUCAAGGACCGGAGGAGGAAACUGAGCACUGUCCCCAAGUGCUUCCUUGGCAAUGAAUUUGUGGCUUGGCUCAUUGAGAUUGGAGAGAUAAGCAAAACAGAAGAAGGGGUCAACUUGGGUCAAGCCUUGCUGGAAAACGGAAUCAUCCAUCAUGUUUCAGAUAAGCAUCAGUUUAAGAAUGAACAAGUGAUGUACAGGUUCCGGUAUGAUGAUGGUACAUACAAACCAAGAAGUGAGCUGGAGGACAUCAUGUCUAAGGGUGUGAGACUUUACUGCCGGCUGCAUAGCCUUUUCAUUCCAGUGAUCAAAGACAGAGACUACCACUUGAAGACCUACAAAUCUGUGAUUCCUGGGAGCAAACUGGUAGACUGGCUGCUUGCUCAGGGAGACUGCCAGACAAGGGAGGAAGCUGUGGCACUGGGAGUUGGACUGUGUAACAAUGGCUUCAUGCACCAUGUCCUAGAGAAGAGCGAGUUCAAAGAUGAGUCCCAGUACUUCCGCUUUCAUGCGGAUGAGGAGAUGGAAGGGACGAGCUCCAAGAAUAAGCUCCUUCGAAAUGACUUCAAGCUGGUGGAGAACAUUCUGGCCAGGAGUCUUCUGAUAUUACCUCAAGAGGAUGAUUAUGGCUUUGACAUAGAAGAAAAGAACAAGGUGAUUGUGGUGAAGUCGGUCCAGCGAGGUUCAUUGGCUGAGAUGGCUGGCUUGCAAGUGGGAAGGAAGAUCUAUUCCAUCAAUGAAGACCUUGUAUUUCUACGACCUUUUUCAGAGGUGGAGGCCAUCCUCAACCAGUCAUUCUGUUCUCGUCGGCCCCUGCGCCUCCUUGUGGCCAGCAAGGCCAAAGAAAUCAUCAAAGUACCUGAUCAUCCUGAAACCCUUUGCUUCCAGAUUCGGGGAGCUUCCCCACCUUAUGUCCAUGCUGUGGGAAGAGGCUCAGAGGCUGCUGCAGUGGGACUGAAUGCUGGCCAGUGCAUUUUGAAAGUCAACGGGAACAACGUGGUGAAUGAGAGCUUUGUAGAUGUGUUGGACCACUUCCUGGCCUACCGAAGCCGGCCACAGGAGGCACUGGGUCUUUACCAGUGGAUCUAUCGCACUCAUGAGGAUGCUGAAGAGGCUCGAGCCCAGCAGUGGGCCCCUGGCAGCUACCUCAAUGGCAGCCUUGAUGAGUCUGGGGGAGCCCUGGAAGGAGGCCAGGAUGAUGAAGAUUUCUCUUUGCAGCCUAUGGGUCCCCAGCUGCCCAUCCCCGAGGGCAGCCCUUUGAUCAACCUGACUGUGGAAAAUGUCCACUUGGAGCAUGGUGUGGUGUAUGAAUACGUCAGCACAGCUGGGAUCAAGUGCUUUGUUCUAGAGAAGAUCGUGGAACCCAAGGGCUGCUUUGCUCUCACUGCCAAGAUCCUGGAGGCCUUUGCUGCAGAUGACAGCCUCUUUGUGCAGAACUGCGGGCGCCUCAUCUCCCUGAGCAGCGCUGUGGCCACCAUGCCUCAGUACGAGUUCCGGAACAUCUGUGAAACCAAACUGGAACGCAUCACCAGGAGGAUUGCCAACUAUCAGGAGUUUGCAGAAAAGCUGAAGACCCGGGUAAGCCCUGCCUUCAAGCAAGCCUCCUUGGAACCUCAUGCCCUCUGCAGCCUGGACUUUUGCCCCACCAACUGCCAUGUGAAUCUCAUGGAAGUGUCUUACCCCAAGAACACUACCUCAGUGGGGAGGUCGUUCAGUAUCCGAUUUGGGCGGAAACCCUCUCUGAUUGGCCUCGAUCCUGAACAAGGUCACAUAAACCCAAUGUCCUAUACCCAGCACUGUAUCACCACCAUGGCUGCCCCAUCCUGGAAGUGCCUCCCCCAAGAGGAUGGGGAAUCUCAUGAGCGGAGCCUCAUGGAUAGUACCAUCAACCAACAGAAUGGGGGGCCCAUCCAAGAAGACCGAGGCUUGAGCUUCCUGCUGAAGCAAGAGGACCGGGAAAUCCAGGAUGCCUAUCUGCAACUCUUCAACAAGCUGGAUGUGGCCGUGAAGGAAAUGAAGCAAUACGUCAUGCAGAUAAACAAGCUGCUGUCCACCAUCACAGAACCAACGGGUGAUGGGUCCUGUGAACCUCCCUCCACUGAAGAGGUCUCCCCUUCGCUGGUGAGUGAGGACAGCGAGAUCGACAAAGCCGACCACGGUGGGAUCAAGAAGGUGUGUUUCAAAGUGUCAGAAGAGGACCAGGAGGAUUCAGGACAUGACACAAUGAGCUAUCGAGAUUCCUACAGUGAAUGCAAUAGUAACCGAGACUCAGUCCUCUCUUAUACCAGUGUCCGCAGUAACAGCUCUUAUCUGGGCAGUGAUGAGAUGGGAUCUGGAGAUGAGUUACCGUGUGACAUGAGGAUCCCAUCAGAUAAACAGGACAAACUCCAUGGAUGCUUGGAGCACCUGUUUAAUCAGGUUGACUCCAUCAAUGCACUCUUAAAAGGGUCUGUCAUGAGUAAGGCCUUUGAGGAAACGAAGCAUUUCCCCAUGGAACACAGCUUGCAAGACUUUAAACAGAGGGAGGAAUGUCCGAUCCGGGGCCGGAGCAUGAUACAGAUAAGCAUUCAGGAAGACCCUUGGAACCUUCCCAACUCGAUCAAGUCCUUGGUGGACAACAUCCAGAAAUAUGUGGAAGAUGGGAAGAAUCAGGUGUUACUGGCUUUGCUCAAAUGCACAGAUACGGAGCUACAGCUAAGGAGAGAUGUCAUCUUCUGCCAGUCUCUGGUGGCGGCCAUCUGUACUUUCUCUGACCAGCUGCUUGCAGCCUUAAGCUACCGAUACAACAACAACGGCGAAUAUGAAGAAAGUAGCCGAGAUGCCAGUCGCAAGUGGCUGGAACAGAUAGCGGCCACAGGGGUCCUGCUUCACUACCAGUCGUUGCUGUCCCCCAGUGUGGUAAGAGAAGAGCGCGCCAUGCUAGAGGAUAUCCGGGUUACUCUUUCAGAGCUGGACAAUGUCACCUUCUCAUUUAAACAGCUGGAUGAGAAUUUUGUCACCAAUGCACAUGUCUUUUAUCAUAUCGAGGGCAGCCGACAGGCCUUGAAGGUCAUUUUUUACCUCGACAGCUAUCAUUUCUCCAAGCUGCCCUCCCGGCUAGAGAAUGGGGGCAGUUUGAAACUCCAUACAGUCCUCUUCACUAAAGCCCUGGAAAAUCUGGAAGGGCAGCUACAAGCAGGAGGUUCCACCACCUCCCCCCUGGAGGAGAUACAGCAGGAGAUCAAUGCACAGUCCCUGGAGAAAGUCCAGCAGUAUUACCGACGGCUCAGGACAUUUUACCUUGAAAGGUCCAACCUGCCCACAGAUGCCAGUGCAACUGCAGUGAAAAUUGAUCAGCUGAUCCGUCCCAUCAAUGCCAUGGAUGAGCUGUGCCGCCUGAUGAAAUCCUUUGUCCACUCAAAGCCUGGCACCAGUGUGCCCAGUGCAGGCCUGCUGCCCAUCUCUUCUGAGCUCUGCUACCGCCUGGGCGCCUGUCAGAUCACCAUGUGUGGCACUGGCAUGCAGAGGAGUACCCUGAGUGUCUCCCUGGAGCAGGCAGCCAUUCUGGCUCGGAGCCAUGGGCUGCUCCCCAAGUGCAUCAUGCAGGCAACAGACAUCAUGAGGAAGCAGGGGCCCCGGGUAGAAAUCCUAGCAAAAAACCUCCGAGUCAAGGAUCAGAUGCCUCAGGGAGCACCUCGGAUCUAUCAGCUGUGUCAGCCACCUGUGGAUGGAGACUUGUAAAUAAGGAAGGACAAGAACCCUUGUUUGGUUGGAGACCCUGGCAGUGUUCACCAGAGAGCCAGCCCUCAGGACCCUUGGUGUACCUCACUCCCCCGCUGGCAAAUGGCACACAGGAGAUGAGAGCCCGUUGCCAAGAUCCUUUUCCUCAGACUGCUUGAAAGCUGUCCAGUCCCUCUCCUCAUCCCAGAAUUGGCCCUUCCAUGCCUGACCGUAUCUACACACACAUACAGAUACAUAGACAGACAGCCAG
Messenger RNA from Gracilinanus agilis (Agile Gracile Mouse Opossum), 5429 nucleotides. It is a transcript of the gene PREX1, whose product is annotated as phosphatidylinositol-3,4,5-trisphosphate dependent Rac exchange factor 1. Gene Ontology annotation, biological process: intracellular signal transduction. NCBI's taxonomy places the organism in Eukaryota, Metazoa, Chordata, Mammalia, Didelphimorphia, Didelphidae. The record is from RefSeq and is a predicted model, not a curated record. Bases 164 to 5179 code for a protein of 1671 amino acids. The transcript is spliced from 40 exons. Gene Ontology annotation, molecular function: guanyl-nucleotide exchange factor activity; protein binding.